This is a messenger RNA of Arachis ipaensis, 870 nucleotides long. The record is from RefSeq and is a predicted model, not a curated record. Lineage: Eukaryota; Viridiplantae; Streptophyta; Magnoliopsida; Fabales; Fabaceae.
AUGAAUUGGUUGGAUAUUUCUGAAGCUGAAAUAUCUAGCAAUGUUCCUAAUUGGUUCUGGGAAUUCCUUCCCACAAUGAGGACAGCUUCCAGACUGUUUGAUGAAUUUCCAAUCUCUAGGCUUCCUAGAUUUGUCCAACAAUUAUUUUCAUGGCAGCUUACCGAUAUCUAUGGGAUCAUUGAGGCAAAUUCAGUCAUUACAUCUAGCUUAGGAAUUAAUGCUGAUAGUGCUUCACUUAUAUGGAAAGGAAAAAUGUCAAAAUACAGAAGCACAUUAGGACUAUUGAGAAGCAUUGAUUUAUCAAGUAACAGAUUCAAUGGGGAGAUUCCAAGUGACAUGAUGAGACUUGUUGGUUUAGUUUCUCUUAACAUUUCGAGGAACAAGUUAGUUGGCAAUAUUCCUCAAGGUGUUGGACAAUUGAAAUCGUUGGAUUUUCUUGAUCUAUCUAGAAAUCAAUUGUCUGGAAGGAUUCCUUCACAACUCUCUCAGCUAGAUCGUCUCAGUGUUCUUGAUCUAUCAUAUAAUGAUUUAUCAGGCCAAAUUCUACUCGGUACCCAACUUCAAACUAGAGAUGCAUCUGCUUAUAUAGGAAAUCCAAAAUUAUGUGGUGCUCCUCUCAACAGAACCUGUCUCAUUCCUACACAGAAUCAAGUUGAUGGAAAUGAUGAUCACGAAGAACAAUUUUUUACUGAGGGGUUUUACAUUGCUUUGGCAAUUGGAUUUAUUAUGGGGUUCUGGGGAGUUUUUUGCUCAUUGAUUUUGAAGAAAUCUUGGAGAUAUGCUUAUUUCAAGUUCUUUAAUGAUCUAUAUGACAAGCUUUAUGUAUUUGCUGCAAUUAAGAUGGCUAAAUUAAAAAGAAUCAGAUCAUAA